AUGAAAAAGAAUAAAAAGGAAACUCCCACAACAAAGGAGAAACAAACUCCACGAGAAGGAGGGAAGGUGAACCAGUCAAGAAGCAAAAAGGCACAGGGACAACAGGCAGAGGAAAGCGUUGAAAUGAAAAAUUCACAUAGUAAAUUGAAAGAAAGUCGCGAAGAGGAGGAGAUGGCCCAGUUAAAGGAGGAACUUUACCAGGAUAGGAGAAGGAAAGAGGAUCUGGCCAGGAAACGAAUAAGGUUAGAAAGGAAAAACGAAAAGCUAAUUAUCAGAAAUAAUCAUUUGAAAAGGAAGCAAGGAGAGAGUAAUAUGCAGGAGGAGAGAUAUGCUGUGGGAGAAGCACGAACUAAAGAAAGACAUUAUGUGAAAAACCGAGAAGGCCUGGGGCGAGGUGAGCAAAAGGAGCGAGAAGAUUUGAAGAAGGCCAUAGAAAGCAGCAGAAGAGAAUUCAGAGAAAGGGAAUAUCGAAUGCAACAAUCAAUAGAAGUUACUCAAGGAAGAAACAAUAUCCCCAAGGAAAGAAGAGAAAGUGGUUUGCAAAUGGUAAAAAAAUGCUCAAGGAAUGAACCGUGCAAGCCAGAGAUAGCAGCUUUAUUCUCAUUAAGGCAGGAAGAGAAUGAGAGCUUGUGA
Papaver somniferum (opium poppy) is the source of this 633-nucleotide messenger RNA. RefSeq names its product peptidyl-prolyl cis-trans isomerase G-like. The coding region runs from base 1 to 633 and encodes 210 amino acids. NCBI's taxonomy places the organism in Eukaryota, Viridiplantae, Streptophyta, Magnoliopsida, Ranunculales, Papaveraceae. The transcript has a single exon. The record is from RefSeq and is a predicted model, not a curated record.